Molecule: messenger RNA, 858 nt
Organism: Chaetomium globosum CBS 148.51
Lineage: Eukaryota; Fungi; Ascomycota; Sordariomycetes; Sordariales; Chaetomiaceae
Exons: 2
Coding region: 1-858 (285 amino acids)
Source: RefSeq, a predicted model, not a curated record
AUGCAGGCUCCAGUGUGUCCUGAUUGUUUCACAGGCACCCUCCGUGGUGAUGUGACCCCCACGGGUUAUGAAGAGGUGAUCAACGGUCUCCCAACUUACGUCACUGGCCCCGAACCUGGCGUCCAGCCACGCGGCAGUGUGGUGCUCAUCACCGACGCCUUCGGUUGGAAGCUGCGCAACUCGCGGGCCCUCGCCGACGCCUACGCCAAGCGCGUUCCCCGCCUCAGCAAAGCCCUCACCACCCUCCGCCUCCUCCCCACCAUCCUCCUCUUCCUCUUCCGCACGCGCCAAUCCGUAGCCCACCCGCGCGUGCUCUCCUUCGUUACCGCCCUGCGCGCCGCCAACACCACCACCACCUCCCCCUUCCUCCCCGCCCCCAACAAAAUCGGCAUCGCCGGCUUCUGCUGGGGCGGUCUGCACGCCGUUCUCCUCACCCACGAUACCCCGCGCAACCGGAUCGUGGACGGCAACGGCGGCGCCGGCCAGCCGCUGAUUGAUUGUGCGUUUACGGCGCACCCGUCGCUGCUGAGUUUCCCGGGGCAUAUUGAGGGCGUGGUGCGGCCGCUGAGCGUGGCGAAUGGGGAUGAUGACCGGUAUAUGGGGCGGGAGAAGAUGGGGGUUCUGGUGAGGGUUUUGGAGGGGAAGAAUGAGGUUGAUGCUGGGGGGGAGGUGGGUGCUGGUGGUGUGGAGGGUGGUGGUGAGGAUAAGGCUUCGGGGCCGAGGUAUGAGGCCGUGGUGUACCCCGGGGCGAAGCAUGGGUUUGCGGUGAGGGGGGAUAAGGCGGAUCCGAUGCAGAGGAAUAGGGGUGAGCAGAGUGAGGACCAGGCUGUGAGGUGGUUUCAGCGGUGGUUUGCCUGA